Messenger RNA from Bicyclus anynana (squinting bush brown), 7211 nucleotides. RefSeq names its product eukaryotic translation initiation factor 2-alpha kinase (gene PEK). The transcript has 15 exons. The record is from RefSeq and is a predicted model, not a curated record. Gene Ontology annotation, biological process: protein phosphorylation. NCBI's taxonomy places the organism in Eukaryota, Metazoa, Arthropoda, Insecta, Lepidoptera, Nymphalidae. Bases 136 to 3009 code for a protein of 957 amino acids. Gene Ontology annotation, molecular function: protein kinase activity; ATP binding; protein binding.
GUGGAACUUGGUUCACGGUUGUCGUCUGUUGUGUCGUUUUUAAAAUCGUAAUUUUGAGCUAAAGUUUCAUAAUAAAUAAAUAAACACCCAUCUUUAGGGUUUUGCGAUGUGCACAUAUAAUUUUGCAAUAAUAAUAUGUCGGCGUGGUAUUGGCGGAUGAUUGCUAUGAAAGCGGCAUUUGUGCUUACUUGUUUUGUGUCUUACGUUCUACCUGAUACGAUUCCGAAAUUACCAUUCUGUAAUCCUCACACCGCAAAAGAUGCACCUGGCUAUAAAGAUUUGGUGAUAGUAAGCACACUUGAUGGAAGAGUCACAGCAUUCUCUACAGAAAAUGGAAUCAAAGUUUGGGCAUUGGAAACCCAGCCAUUGCUUUCAUCUAAUUUACACCAUGUUGAGCUCACAUCAAGUGGGAAGUGGGUACGCCUAGUGCCGUCACUGCGCGGCAGUCUAUACAGUCUCAGCGGAGACUCGAUCGAGCCUUUGCCAUUCAACGCUGAACAGCUGCUGUCUUCCUCGUUCAAAUACUCUGAAGACUUGGUUAUAGCUGGUGCCAGAGAAACCUUAUGGAUAGGCGUCGAUGCGCACAGCGGCAAAAUCAUAUACGAGUGCAGCUCUAGCGGUUGCAAUAGCGAGCAGCAAACUGCCAGCGCGGGCCGCGAUGUUCUCAUACUGCGGAGGAAUUCCAACAUCGUGCGAGCUUUGGAUCCACGCUCCGGUACGGAAAAAUGGAACUUCAGCGUAGCAGAACACCAAAUGGCGCUAAGUCGCAGAGAGUGCGCGGGCACCAGCGGGCCGCCCAGCCCUGUCGCGAUAGCCCUCGCCAUGCCAGAGGGGGUCGUUGCCGUGAGGACGACCGACUCUAAACUACCCUUGUGGCAACGUAAGCUAGAUGCGCCGGUGUCGAAUAUGUGGAGGCUGCAAGGAGGACUGUUAGAACAUAUGGACGUACUGUGGGAGGCCGCGCAGGCCAUCGCCGAGGCAAACCCCUCCGUACCCUCGCUGUAUCUAGGGGUUCAUGAGACACAGCUAUACAUCCAAGAGAGCGUGCUAUACUCACAGAAGAUGGACACAGCGGUGUCAACGAAGCCGUUGCCAUGGAAACUGAAGCAAUCCACGCCCAUGCUCACCGAGACUGACACAGCAUUGCUGCCGCCGCGGGACGUAGAGUCUAAUGACCUGUCUGCUGUUGCCUUACAUGGGAACUUUGGGAAAAAAGACAACACGGGAUUCUUCCUCUACCUCCAAGAAACCUGCGACCAAGCAAUCCAAGUGGACGACGACGCGUUCGACGGACCCGAAAUAGUUUUACCAAACAAUAGUGAUGACCAACCGAACGACCAUCACCACGUUCAUGUCCACGUCUAUUCUCUAUGGUUCUGGUGGAAGGAGGUCCUCCUCAUAGCUGUCAGUUCCGCCCUAUUAAUGAAUUUGAUGAUUUGGCCGCGAUUCUUUGCUCCCAAAUUGAGACCUCCCACUCCAUUGCCUUUAAACCAGGAAUAUAUAGUCGUAGAGAGGCAUUACGAAAGACCUCCGUCUAAUAAUGGUACGGAGUAUUCUGGGAGGUAUGAGAAUGAUUUUACUCCUCUGAGGUGUUUGGGCAGAGGAGGGUUUGGAGUUGUUUUUGAGGCGAAGAACAAUAUCGAUCAUUGCUCGUAUGCUGUGAAGAGGAUCACUUUGCCGAAGCGGGAAUCGAAACGCGAGCGAGUGUUGCGCGAAGUGCGUGCGCUUGCUAAAUUGGAGCACGAACAUAUCGUUCGCUACUUCAACGCGUGGCUGGAAGAGCCGCCGCCGCAUUGGCAGGAGCAGAGGGACGCUUACUGGAUGAGAGAAUUAGGUGGUGCAUCAUCAGUGAUGUCCGAAGACUACACAUCGCCCGCGUCUCCGGCCGAGAAGUCCCCCGCUAAGGGCGGCAGCGUCACACUCAAUCUGCCCAAGUCUAUAGACGACUGUAUCGACGCUCUCGACUUUGACAAGAAACUCGCAGAACCUAGGAAGCCCCGAUCGUUAAGCUGCAACGACUCGUUCAGCAUAGUGUUCACUGAGAACGCGUCCAAAGACCCGCACCUGACGUCGACCACGCCGACGAAACGUCACAACAGUGACGUCACAAACCCCCACAUGCUGUCAAAGAACGUAGGGAGCGGAGACAACGACGACUCUUUCAUAGUAUUCGCCAAUUCGCAAAAUCCUUCUGAGCAUUCCAGUGGCUUCUCAGAAGCGAGAAAGGAUGUGUCUAAUAAAAUAUUGGACAAGAUCAAAGAGAGUGACAGUUUUAGUAAGAAAAAGAAGAAGGGCCACACACGGCACUGGUCGUUGGACAUGUGUGUCCGCACGCCGACGGAGAGUGGCGUGGCGGGCGGCAGCAAGAUGUACCUCUACAUACAGAUGCAGCUGUGCCGCCGGGACAGCUUGCACGACUGGCUGCGGAGCAACCGAACCUGGGACCUUAGGAGGGACCAGAUCAAAACCCUAUUCAGUCAGAUAGUAUCAGCGGUAGAAUAUGUGCACCUGGCGGGUCUUAUACACCGGGACCUUAAGCCCAGCAACAUAUUCUUUGCACCCGAUGGCAAGGUCAAAGUGGGGGACUUUGGACUCGUCACCACCAUGACGGAGAGCUCGCAGGACGGGGACUCCCCGCAGGAGGUCAACGCUUACGGGAGUCACACGCAUAGAGUUGGUACCCACCUGUACAUGUCUCCGGAGCAACUGCUAGGUCGUCCGUACAGUUACAAAGUGGACAUCUACUCCCUGGGUCUGGUUCUGUUCGAGCUGCUUCACCCAUUCGGUACCGAGGCAGAAAGGGUGUCAUGUUUAAUGCACUUGAAGAACGGCCAAUACCCUGAGGUUUUCCAACAGAGCUAUCCUAAUGAGACGGAAGUAUUGAAGCUAAUGCUGUCAGACGACCCGAAGCAGCGUCCAACAGCGAGCGGCGUUCGCGCGCGCGCCCCGCUCUACCAGUGCACCGACGAGCAGUUCCACUUCACUCUUCCCGCCCUGGCCGCGUGUUGAGCCUACUGACUUGGGCGUAUUCACGUAGAAAGCAUGUUCUACCAGUGCCUCGGACUAAUUACAAAGGGACCUGCCUCGCUAGACGUUACCCCUCUGUCACAGUAUAAGAUCAACGGUCUAACGCGUUUAUGAACACUGUCUUUAAAGAAUCUGGUUCAGCUACGGACAAUAAGGUCCAGGGUUCGAGUAUGGUUAAUCUCAAAUUGAGAUUGGCCGCCGUGGCCAAAAAAAAACAAUUCGGUCCGGAGCAUAUAGCCAAAACCAACUUAACCAGAAUAUAACUUAACUAUAACUUAACCAUAAAGCUCACCUUUUAUCUUUCUCUCUAUCUCUAUUUCUUCUCUGGCAUGAAUCAAAUUAAAACAAAAAUAAUUUACUACUUACAUAAGAAUGAAAAAUCUCUUUUUCAUUUGACUUCCUUUGUAUUAUUUGAAUUAAGCAUUUAUUGAAUCAGUAUAUUGUACUAAAUGAUAAUUAAUUAUAUUUAAUUUUGUUAUACUUUCAGAUAUCAUGUUUUUCUUUUAAAUAUACACGUAUGUUAGACAAGCACCUAUAGUCCAUUUAUUAAUUCCAUGGAAUUCUGAUUUUUCCAUUUCCAUUUCCGGUGUUUCCAUAUGGAAAACAGUUCCCAUAAAAAUGUUGGCUCUCGCAAUAAAAGUACACGCAUUCACCUUAAAAUCACUAUACCUUCAUAUCUCUUUUUUUGUUUUUUUUUUUUAAUUUAAGCCUAGGUUAAGAUAUAUUAAAUUAAAUAAAGUAAUGUUCAAAAGCCAGUGUUUAUUUUAAGGUUAGUCCACACGAGGCUUUUACGUUGCCUUAUUUGAUCAAAGCAAUAAAAUUAUGCAUGUUUAGAAUAACGAAUUAAUUAAAUUAAUGGAAAAGACUGUUCGGUGUGAAGUGUGACAUGGUCAAUAAAUAUAUAUAUUUUUAAUAGUAAAAAAUCUUAAAUAUUAUAUACAUUUUUAGCUUGCUACUCAUAUUACUCACUAUUUUACUAUUUACUUACUCAGAUUAUAAUCAAUAUGAUAAUAAUUAUGUAAAAUACUUUAAAUCUUAUAUGUUUUGGAAAUAAGUUGUAACAUACACAAUGUCUAAAAAAUGUAUAAUUUCCUUUGCUGUAACUACUUAAAGUCCGGGAUCCGUAGAACAUUUUUUACAACUGAUUACAAUCAAGUUAAAAAAUACAGCUGCUUAGUAAUAACUUUUAAUAAAUUCGUUAUUGUAAGUUAUCAAAGGAGGGUAGUUUAUCAAAGUUAUUAACCAGAUGUUUUUUUUACUGUUUAUUAAUUAAUAGUUAUACAACUUAACAGCCACAAUGUCCUACAAAUUGCGUGGUACAUUAUUUCGUUUUGACGCUCAGAAAUUUUAUUUCCUAGUUACUCUACCAGAAUCGAGAAUUUUCGUAAAUGAAAAAGUUGAUAGUCUCAUCGAGAUGAAGCUACUCACGAAAAAUUAACUUGAUAGUAAUCAGUUGUACAAAAUGUUCUACGGAUCCCUGGCUAAUAUAAUUAUAUGUUAUAUAUAAAGAAUAUAAUUAUAUGUUACUUCUGGAAUUCCGUCGUGUAGUAUAUAAACAAUAAUUUUUACAAGAAUAUACAUUCAAGUAAUGGAUUUUUUUAUCGAUAAGGUAUUAAGUUUAUUUUAAAUAUUAAGUUUCUUUUAUGUACCUAUUUGUGAAAUAUUUCCCAGUGUUAUGAUGUUUACUCAGACUAAUUACAUAAGGACCUGACUCGCUAGACGUUACUUGUCUGUCAAAGUAUUUGAUCAACGAUCUAAUGCUACUAUAUAAUAUAUAAUCUAUAAUCUUGGGUAGGUUAUUGAAAACGGUCGUUAGUUUACAAGCACUUUUGACAGUUCCAUAUUUGUUAAGAUUCUACCAUUUAUUAGUAUAAGAUUAAAAACAUAAAAAAAAAAAAAAAAUACCGACCGAAUUGAGAACCUCCUCCUUUUUGAAGUCGGUUAAUGAAAGGCAAUAUUGUUCGUGAAUUUGGGUGUAUUUCUCGAUAUAUUGGAAAUGAAUAUUGGAAUAUUGUUCGAUACUAGUCCUUAUGUAAUUACUCUGAGGAUUUUUAAUGUGUUUGUUUAUGAAUAUUAAUAUGUAAAUACAAAUACAUUGUGAAGCAAUGUACAAAAUCACAGUUUCAUGUUAAAGUCCGGCCGCUCAGAGAUUGCGUGUCUGACAAUUCGUGAUUGAAUGUGACAAACGUAUUCAAUUACGAUUGCCUCGUUAUUUUGUCUCAAAGACAAACAGUUAGCAUAACCUUAUUAAACAGCGCAGUUCAACAACCUUGUACGCCAGUUUGAAUUUACAUCGCCCAUUCGAUGACGAUCUGUCAUAAACGCAAUCUCUGAGCGGCCGGAAUUAAUGUACAGUUGUACAGAUAUUGAUAUGUAGCUCAUGUUUAGAUUUAAGUAUUCAUAACAUCACCGUAAACCCGCCAAUACGCAUUAGAUUAGCGUGGUGGGUUUAAGUUCGAUAUCCCCUUCAAUAGAGGGAGGCUUGGCCCUCUAGUGGGCUGUUAAUAUUGGCUAAUAAUUAUGAUAAUUAUUAGUAAAACAGGUAAACUAAAAAAAACUAAUUCUGUUUUAAUUUUCAAGUCUAUAAAACUCAUUUUAAUAUCUUUACAGAAUUUAGCACUAGAUUUAGGUCGAAAUACCUAAUUCGUUAUAUGUCUUGCAAUAUAAAAGUCUAAGGUUCUGGGUUCGGUCCCCGGCUGGGCCGAUUGAGGUUUUACUUAAUUGGUCCAAGUCUGGCUGGUGGGAGGCUUCGGCCGUGGCUAGUUACCCUACCGGCAAAGACAUACCGCCAAGCGAUUUAGCAUUCCGGUACGAUGUCGUGUAGAAACCGAAAGGGGUGUGGAUUUUCAUCCUUCUAACAAGUUGUCCGAUUUCAUCUUAGAUUGCAUCAUCACUUACCAUCAGGUGAAAUUGUAGUCAAGGACUAUUUGUAAAUAAUGGAAAAAAAUGCGGAAGACACUCCGCAUAUUUAUUAAAGAAGCGAAAAGAGACAAAUAUUUACAAUAUGCUAUAAGUUAAACAGUUUUAAUGUGCCACACCGGUUUUGUAUUGUUUAUAUUUCAUUUAUACUUGUUUUAUUAGAUUUUUUGAUUUAAACUAUAUUAUUAACCCUAAAAAAGUGUGACGAUAAAAAAGACAUGUAAAAAUAAAAUUACGAGUAUGUAGUCAGAAAUUAUGUAUUCAUAUCUGACCGGAAACAAAUAAAUAGCGAUUCCACUAUUAUUUUUUUCAUGUUGUCUUAGUAUGCUAAUAGAAAAAAUAACUAUGGUUUCAUGGCGAAUUUUUUUUUUGGUCAGGCUAGUUAAAAACAUCAAAAUGCGCAGUAAGUUAGUAAUGAAAAUACAGGGAAAUAACUCUACAUCAUUAUUUUAUCGAAGGCGAAUCUUAUGACUACGUACAUGCUAAAAUCCUUCAAAAUGAAUGUAGAGUGUGCCAAAGAAUUAGAUAAACAUCACACGCAAAAUAUCAUGAUUCUUGAUGAAAAUUGGUUAAUAAAUGACGAAGCCAUAAGGUAACAAACAUACGCGUUGAAUUGAGAACAUCCUCCUUUUUUGAAGUCGGUUAAUAUUACUAUUUUGCAGGAGGUAAUUUUUUUACUUUAAAAAAAAUUUCUUGUCAAUACCUAAUAAUGUGUUUUUCAAGUACAUUAAAGAUUAUACUUGUAAAAAAAUUUUUUUAAGUUGAAUAAUAGCCUCUUGUAGUCAACGAUAUAUAGAGGCGAUAUCUAUACAAAUAUUAUAAAUGCGAAGGAAGUCUGUUUGUAUGUAACCUUUUCACGGCUAAACCACUAAUCCGAUUUGAAUAUAAUUUGGUAUUGAGAUAAAGUGAACCUUGGAGCAGAACAUUUUUCCGGAAUAAUCCACGGAUUAAAAAAAACAGAUUUUACGCAAACGAACUUGCGGGCGUCUGCUAGUACAUAUAUGAAAUAUACAAUUUAUGGGCUAUUUUAUGCACGGCGAAAUCAGUUUAACUUAAAAAUAUAAAAACUAAAAUGGCUGCGCGGAAUUUUCGCCUUGUCUGAACUAGUCCUAAUGACUUGCGCUAACUUACCUGUUUAAAAUUUAGUUAGUAUGGCUUACAUUGAUCAAGCUUUUGACUCCUAUAUUUUUAAGUUUAAAAUAUGAUUGAUGAACUGAUGAAUGUUAUAGGAUUAUGAAAAUUCAUAAUAAAUAUUUUUGAAAAUU